This is a messenger RNA of Penicillium malachiteum, 855 nucleotides long. RefSeq names its product SDR family oxidoreductase. The record is from RefSeq and is a predicted model, not a curated record. NCBI's taxonomy places the organism in Eukaryota, Fungi, Ascomycota, Eurotiomycetes, Eurotiales, Aspergillaceae. Bases 1 to 855 code for a protein of 284 amino acids. Gene Ontology annotation, cellular component: cytosol. Gene Ontology annotation, molecular function: oxidoreductase activity. The transcript has 4 exons.
AUGAAUCCUCCUUUCCCGUCUUUGACCAGCGUCUGGCACAAUGCCCCAUAUCCAGCCAUCUCACCCCAGAGACCUGAACUGAGCGCUGCAAGAAAAACAGUGAUUAUCACAGGAGCGGGAAGCGGUAUUGGUCAGGCAACGGCAGUGGCCUUCUCCAAGGCCGGUGCAGCCAACAUAGUACUGAUUGGACGAACCGAAGCAACGCUCCGAACCACGCAGCAACAGCUCAAGUGCAAUAGCUCUAUCCAUGUGGCCAAUGUCACAGAUGAAGCGGCCAUGGCCGAUAUUGCGGCUAAAACUGGAACCUGGGAUAUUAUGAUCUUGGCUGCAGGAUAUAUCGCCCCGAAAACUGAGAUACGUAACGCAUCGGUGAAUGAGUGGUGGCAGAAUUUCGAGACAAAUGUGAAAGGAACCAUGAUUGCCUCGAAGGUCUUUCUUCCGACCGCUAACCCUGCCCGGUCCGCGGUGGUCGCACUGACUGCCAUCGUGGUUUUCCCGACUGCGAGAUUAGUAGGAAAUUCGGGGUAUAUCAGCUCCAAGCUUACCAUCGUAAAGCUUAUGGAAUUCUUGGCAGCGGAGAAUCCGAACGUCUUUGCUGCUGCGAUGCAUCCCGGGAUGGUUGAGACGGAGAUCUUCCGACGUUCUGGGGCAGAUCCUACGAAAGUUCCCAUCGACUCAGUUGAUCUUCCUGCUGAAUUCCUGAUUUGGCUCACAAGCCCCGAGGCUGAAUUUUUGAAGGGUCGUUAUGUGAUGGCAAACUGGGAUGUUGACGAGCUUAAAGCCAAGGCCGAUCAGAUAAAAUCAGGCCUUUUGCUAACGUCGGGUAUCAAUGGCUGGCCGUUUACCCCUAACUAA